Chanos chanos (milkfish) is the source of this 1141-nucleotide messenger RNA. It is a transcript of the gene gpr63, whose product is annotated as G protein-coupled receptor 63. The record is from RefSeq and is a predicted model, not a curated record. NCBI's taxonomy places the organism in Eukaryota, Metazoa, Chordata, Actinopteri, Gonorynchiformes, Chanidae. The transcript has a single exon. Bases 11 to 1141 code for a protein of 376 amino acids. Gene Ontology annotation, biological process: G protein-coupled receptor signaling pathway. Gene Ontology annotation, molecular function: G protein-coupled receptor activity. Gene Ontology annotation, cellular component: membrane.
AACGCGGGUCAUGGGGAACUCCUCCAUGGAGAACAGUUCCCAUGGAUACAGGACACUUCUAGACCCGGUGACACCAACCCCGGCCGCCCAGGACUCUGUUCAAGGCCUCAGUUUGCCUCUCCAGAUCUUCUUCUGCUUUGUGAUUAUCUGUAUACUCCUGGUAGCCUUUCUGGGGAAUAUAGUGGUCUGUCUGAUGGUGUAUCAACGUUCUGCAAUGCGAUCUGCCAUUAACAUCUUGCUCGCCAGCUUGGCGUUCGCCGACAUGAUGUUGGCCGUCUUGAACAUGCCUUUUGCCAUGGUCACUGCGGUAACUACCAAGUGGAUCUUCGGAGAUGCCUUCUGCAGAGUGUCGGCUAUGUUCUUCUGGCUGUUUGUCAUAGAGGGGGCAGUCAUCCUCCUCAUAAUAAGCAUUGACCGCUUUCUAAUCAUUGUACAGAAACAGGACAAGCUGAGUCCCCACAGGGCCAAAGUACUCAUCGUUGUUUCCUGGAUAAUCUCCUUCUGUUUUUCUUUCCCUCUUGCCAUAGGCCUUCCAUCCCUGCAGAUCCCAUCUAGGGCUCCUCAGUGCGUGUUCGGCUACACUAGCGACCAAGGCUACCACGCGUACGUGGUACUCGUCACGCUGGUCUUCUUCUUCGUGCCCUUCCUUGUCAUGCUCUACACCUUCAUGGGGAUCCUGAACACCAUUCGUCACAACGCUAUACGCAUCCACAGCCAAACGGACAGCAUUUGCCUGAGUCAGGCCAGCAAAUUGGGCCUGAUGAGUCUCCAAAGGCCUUUCCAAAUGAACAUCGACAUGAGCUUCAAAACACGUGCCUUCACCACCAUCCUCAUCCUCUUUUCCGUCUUUACCGUUUGCUGGGCACCUUUCACCACCUACAGUCUGGUGUCCACAUUCAGUAGUGGUUUCUACUACAAGGAGAACUUCUUUGAAGUCAGCACCUGGCUCUUAUGUCUGUGCUACCUCAAGUCAGCUCUCAACCCCCUCAUAUACUACUGGCGGAUUAAGAAGUUCCGCGACGCCUGCCUUGACUUGAUGCCCAAGUACUUCAAAUUUAUUCCCCAGUUGCCCGGCCACACUAAACGGCGAAUACGUCCCAGUGCCAUUUAUGUGUGCGGAGAACAUCGUUCUGUGGAAUAA